Molecule: messenger RNA, 15271 nt
Organism: Coregonus sp. 'balchen'
Lineage: Eukaryota; Metazoa; Chordata; Actinopteri; Salmoniformes; Salmonidae
Source: the annotation of a GenBank genome assembly
AUGGGAGGAACUGAGACCAAAGGAGAUGUAGGCAGUGACCAAAGCCUGCUGUCUCCGAAAAUUAGGAAACUGGGUGAGAAAAAGAACAACCGGUUUGACUCUGCCAAGUUAGAACACCCAGAGGUCAGGCGUCAGUUCAACAUUUCCCUAAAUAAUAGAUGUAACAUCCUCCAAACGGAAGCGGAGAUAAUCAUCUACUCCAGGAGGCUGGUAAGACAGUUCUAAAGGAGAAAAACACAAAAGCAUAACAACAUCAAAACCAAACUCUGCCUGUUCAGUAGUAAUGUCCUCAGUGUUCUUCUCUACAUUUUACAUUUUAGUCAUUUAGCAGACGCUCUUAUCCUAACUUACAGUUAGUGAGUGCAUACAUUUUCAUACUGGCCCCCCGUGGGAAACGUACCCACAACCCUGGCGUUGCAAAAAACUAGAGAUUUUCUAAUAUUCUUGCAACAUCAGACGAAUGUGUUAUACAAACGUUCUAUAAUCAUCAGCACGACCGGACAGGUUUUGUGUUAUCAGAACACUUCAUGCAGCCUAACAAAUGUUUCGGGAACUUUCACAUAAACAAUUUGGGUUUGCUGGGAAAACAUUACUGGUGCAUUGUGUUAUUACAUUACCUGGAAACCUAAUGAGAACAUUUUGGGAAUGUUCUGUGGCGAUUGUUACAGAUGUUGUGCACAGCAUUUUAGUGAAUUUUAGGAAAACAUUCCAAGGAUUAUAUUUAAAUUUGAAGGGAAAAAAUGUUUUUAUCAUAAUGUUAGAUAAAACCCUAACUAGAACUAACCCCAACUAGAACUAACCCCAACUAGAACUAACCCCAACUAGAACUAACCCCAACUAGAACUAACCCCAACUAGAACUAACCCCAACUAGAACUUAAUGGGAAUCUUUGCUGGGUAAAUAUAGUUUUUAUUUAACCUCAAUGACAUUUGAAAAAGUGUUGUUUAUGAAGUUCUAAGUUCCAAGUUCCACUUCUUAAAAAGGCACCGGAUUGGUGGAACUACCAACAACACCUCUGGAGUCCUUUAUGGAAUAAGAAUGACAUGACCUCUUCUCUUCUAGUGUCAGUGGAAUAACACAGUAUGUUAUUGUCUCUACAGGACCGCCCUCUGCUCCUCGUAACGCCAUUUCCAACGUAAACGAGACGUCGGUCUUCCUGGAGUGGGCGGUUCCCGAGGAGACUGGCGGCAGGAAGGACGUCAGCUAUAACAUCCUGUGCCGUAAGAUCAGCGUUGACAGCAGACACUACGAGGAGUGCGACAGCACGGUGCGGUUCCUGCCCCAACGCAGCGGUCUCACCAACAACUCUGUGAUGGUGGCAGACCUUCUGGCUCACACUAACUACACCUUCGAGGUGGAGGCCAUCAAUGGAGUGUCUGAGCUCAUCAACCCCGGACGAACGUUUGUCUCUCUCAACGUCACCACCAACCAGGCAGGUUAGUGUCUUCACAUGAUCUAUAUAUAUAAAAAAAAAAAAAUAUCUACACACAAUACCCCAUAAUGACAAAGCAAAAACACGUUUUUAGAAAAACGAAAAUAUCACAUUUACAUAAGUAUUCAGACCCAUUACUCAGCGUUGAAGCACCUUUGGCAGCGAUUACAGCCUUGAGUCUUCUUGGGUAUGACGCUACAAGCUUGGCAAUGCCAAGUGUGCAAAGCUGUCAUCAAGGCACAGGGUGUCUAUUUGAAGAAUCUCAAAUAUAAAAUAUAAUUUGAUUUGUUUAACACUUUUUUGGUUACUACAUGAUUCCAUAUGUGUUAUUUCAUAGUUUUGAUAUCUUCACUAUUAUUCUACAAUGUAGAAAAUAGUAAAAAAUAAAGAAAAACCCUUGAAUGAGGAGGUGUUCUAAAACUUUUGACCGGUAGUGUAUAUACUUUAUAUACCACAACCACCAUAUCGAGUCUCCACAGACAGAGACAAUGAAAGGCUAAAGAUGCACUUGAAGAAACUGUAUUCAAUUAGCCCCACUCCGUCAGUGAACACACCCUCUGUGCGUUGGAGGCUCACACCUUGCCAUGCGGACAAAAAACCAAUGAAUGAUGAAGCAGAUGAGAUCAGAGUUCCUACCACCUCUUCUCUGACUCAUGUCUUUGGAAUAGCCCUGUCAAUGGAUACCUUCUCCAGAGGGAGAGAGGGGGGAGGAGUCGUUCGAGAGAGACAUAUUUUAAUUGGUUAGCUUCUCUCACACGUUACGGUAACAUUUCUAUUACCUGUGACACUAGGCCAACUAUCCAUGUAGAGCAAAGCAACGAGCAGACUGUUCUGAGUCCUCUGAAAAGGUUGUACAAUGUCUUCCUGUGUACUGUAUGUCCUACUGUCAAUUAGAUUGGAUUUCUAAUUGAAUGAGCUGCUUUCAGGGGAUCACCCAAUCCUAUUGGAUGCCAGUUUAGUGUCUGAAGAGUUCAUUGUAGAGUAAAUCACAAGAGCACUUUACUGAAGCCAGUCCUUGGAGACCCGGGCUGAGUCCCAAAUGGCACCCUAUUCCUUAUGUAGUGCACUACUUUAGACCAGGGCCCAUAGGAUAUGCACUGUAUAGGGAAAUUGAGUGCCUUUUCGGGUUUGCCACUGUAAUCAUGGUCCAGAUCCAAGCUGUUAACAGGAUACAGAUCCAAGCAGCAGGCUGGUCCUAGAUCCAAGCUUUACAGGAGUAGAUCAAGUGUUAUAACCAGCAAUCCAACCAAGCUGUAAGGAUACAGACAAGAGAGCAAUGUCAGGUCAAAGAUGCAUUAAGGAAAAUCCAGUGAUUAACCAGCCAUGUCCAGAUCAAGCUGUUAACAGGAACAGAUCCAAGUGUUUAACCAGCAUGGUCCAGGAUCCAACGCAUGUUAACAGGAUAAGAUCAGUGUUCUACCAGCAUGUCCAGAUCCAAGCUGUUAACAGGAUACCAGAUCCAAGGUCUUACCAGCAUGGCAGAGAGGGGGAGAGUGUUACAGGAACGAUCAAGUGUUUAACCAGAUGGUAGCAAUCCAAGCUGUAACGGAUACAGCCAAGUGUUUAACCGAUGUCAGAUCCAACUGUUCACAGUAGAUACAGAUCCAAGAGCAGGCUGUUCCAGAUCCAAGCUGUAACAGGAUCAGUACAAGUGUUUACCGGAUGUCAGAUCCAAGCUGUUAAAAGGAUUACAGAUCCAAGGUGUUUAACCAGCAUGCCAGAUCCAAGUGGUUACAGAUACGUAUCAAGCAGCAUGUCAGGUCCAGAUCCAAGCUUUAACGAACAGAUCCAGUGUUUAACCACGCAUGGUCCAAUGCAAGCUGUUAACAGGAUACAGAUCCAGCGUUUGAACAGAUGGUCCAAGAUCCAGCUGUUACGGUACAGAUCCGCAGCAUGGCAUGGCCAGAUCCAGCUUGAAGGAUCAGUCCAGUGUUAACCGAUGGUCCAGAUCCAAGAUGUAAACAGGAUACAGAUCCAAGUGUUAACCAGAUGGUCAGAUCCAAGCUGUUAACAGGAUACCAGAUCCAAGCAGCUGGAUGGUCCAGAUCCAAGCUGUUAACAGGAUCAGAUCAAGUGUUUAACCAGCAUGGUCCAGAUCCAAGCUGUUAACAGGAUACAGAUCCAAGUGUUAACCAGCAUGGUCCAGAUCCAAGCUGUUAACAGGAUACAGAUCCAAGUGUUUAAACCAGCAUGGUCCAGAUCCAAGCUGUUAACAGGAUACAGAUCCAAGUGUUUAACCAGCAUGGUCCAGAUCCAAGCUGUUAACAGGAUACAGAUCCAAGCAGCAUGGCAUGGUCCAGAUCCAAGCUGUUAACAGGAUACAGAUCCAAGUGUUUAACCAGCAUGGUCCAGAUCCAAGCUGUUAACAGGAUACAGAUCCAAGUGUUUAACCAGCAUGGUCCAGAUCCAAGCUGUUAACAGGAUACAGAUCCAAGUGUUUUAACCAGCAUGGUCCAGAUCCAAGCUGUUAACAGGAUACAGAUCCAAGUGUUUAACCAGCAUGGUCCAGAUCCAAGCUGUUAACAGGAUACAGAUCCAAGUGUUUAACCAGCAUGGUCCAGAUCCAAGCUGUAAACAGGAUACAGAUCCAAGUGUUUAAACCAGCAUGGUCCAGAUCCAAGCUGUUAACAGGAUACAGAUCCAAGCAGCAUGGCAUGGUCCAGAUCCAAGCUGUUUAACAGGAUACAGAUCAAGUGUUUAACCAGCAUGGUCCAGAUCCAAGCUGUUAACAGGAUACAGAUCCAAGUGUUUAACCAGCAUGGUCCAGAUCCAAGCUGUUAACAGGAUACAGAUCCAAGCAGCAUGGCAUGGUCCAGAUCCAAGCUGUUAACAGGAUACAGAUCCAAGUGUUUAACCAGCAUGGUCCAGAUCCAAGCUGUUAACAGGAUACAGAUCCAAGCGUUUAACCAGCAUGGUCCAGAUCCAAGCUGUUAACAGGAUACAGAUCCAAGCAGCAUGGCAUGGUCCAGAUCCAAGCUGCUAACAGGAUACAGAUCCAAGUGUUUAACCAGCAUGGUCCAGAUCCAAGAUGUAAACAGGAUACAGAUCCAAGUGUUUAACCAGCAUGGUCCAGAUCCAAGCUGUUAACAGGAUACAGAUCCAAGCAGCAUGGCAUGGUCCAGAUCCAAGCUGUUAACAGGAUACAGAUCAAGUGUUUAACCAGCAUGGUCCAGAUCCAAGCUGUUAACAGGAUACAGAUCCAAGUGUUUAACCAGCAUGGUCCAGAUCCAAGCUGUUAACAGGAUACAGAUCCAAGUGUUUAACCAGCAUGGUCCAGAUCCAAGCUGUUAACAGGAUACAGAUCCAAGUGUUUAACCAGCAUGGUCCAGAUCCAAGCUGUUAACAGGAUACAGAUCCAAGCAGCAUGGCAUGGUCCAGAUCCAAGCUGUUAACAGGAUACAGAUCCAAGUGUUUAACCAGCAUGGUCCAGAUCCAAGCUGUUAACAGGAUACAGAUCCAAGUGUUUAACCAGCAUGGUCCAGAUCCAAGCUGUUAACAGGAUACAGAUCCAAGUGUUUAACCAGCAUGGUCCAGAUCCAAGCUGUUAACAGGAUACAGAUCCAAGUGUUUAACCAGCAUGGUCCAGAUCCAAGCUGUUAACAGGAUACAGAUCCAAGUGUUUAACCAGCAUGGUCCAGAUCCAAGCUGUUAACAGGAUACAGAUCCAAGUGUUUAACCAGCAUGGUCCAGAUCCAAGCUGUUAACAGGAUACAGAUCCAAGCAGCAUGGCAUGGUCCAGAUCCAAGCUGUUAACAGGAUACAGAUCCAAGUGUUUAACCAGCAUGGUCCAGAUCCAAGCUGUUAACAGGAUACAGAUCCAAGCAGCAUGGCAUGGUCCAGAUCCAAGCUGUUAACAGGAUCCAGAUCCAAGUGUUUAACCAGUUCUUGUUAACCGCACUAUGUUCAUAACAUUGUCAGCCGGGGAUUGACUGUAGGUCUCACGGUAAUGUAAUGUAAUUAACAUAAUCACGUUUAGCAUCUCCAGGCCACCAGCAUACAAGCCGGAUACAAGCCACGGAAAUAUCUACAUUUAAAAAAAGUAUAAUAAAUCUAUUGAAUAUACACCAUCACAAUAAAUCCAUUAUAUAUUUUAGUCAGGUCUAAAGAAACAUUAUGAUAUGAAGAAAAUGUAUUUCAGAAGAACAGAAUAUGAGUUGGCCUACUGUAUGUUAUCCGGCUAUGCUCCAUGCCAUAGGCUGUAGGCUUGUUCAUUUAGCUGACAAGAUAUGCUUAUAAAUCCCUUACCAUUAUUUUAUAUUAUAUGAUUUUAUAGUAAGAAUGUAAUUGAACUUAGCUUAAUAAAAUAGAUUGGAUAUAUUUUCCCAUUCUGCAGCGAGAGCACAUAUGAAGUGGCUAUGUUGAGCGUAAAAGUGAUCAUUUGAAACAGGUCCUAUAUGCCAGAUUUGGCAAUUUUAGUUGUGAAUGAUACAAACUUUAGAAUGUCUAAGAAAUUAAAUGAUAUAUGGGCUGAAUGAUGCGACUACAUCCUGCUGAUGACUUGAGAAAGUCUGUUCCAAUAGUGGACUACUUUUAACCAGGCCUGCAGCACACGCUGUUCUCUCAUCAAGUCAUCAUAUUUUCACCCCCAUCACACUAUUCUCAAUUUAAAUCUUGUCUUUACUAAUAUGUAACAUUUGUUUCAAUUUAUACUGGCCCACUUAAAAAUGGGCAUGAACAGGGGCGGGAAUUAUUUUUGAUGUGGCGGUAAUAAGGUUGAAAUUUGACUGAGGUGUGGUGGUAACACGGUGUGGUGGUAACACGGUGUGGUGGUAAUACGGUGUGGUGGUAACACGGUGUGGUGGUAACACGGUGUGGUGGUAACACGGUGUGGUGGUAAUACGGUGUGGUGGUAACACAGUGUGGUGGUAACACGGUGUGGUGGUAACACGGUGUGGUGGUAACACGGUGUGGUGGUAACACGGUGUGGUGGUAACACGGUGUGGUGGUAACACGGUGUGGUGGUAACACGGUGUGGUGGUAAUACGGUGUGGUGGUAACACAGUGUGGUGGUAACACGGUGUGGUGGUAACACGGUGUGGUGGUAACACGGUGUGGUGGUAACACGGUGUGGUGGUAACACGGUGUGGUGGUAACACGGUGUGGUGGUAACACGGUGUGGUGGUAAUACGGUGUGGUGGUAACACGGUGUGGUGGUAAUACGGUGUGGUGGUAACACAGUGUGGUGGUAACACGGUGUGGUGGUAACACGGUGUGGUGGUAACACGGUGUGGUGGUAACACGGUGUGGUGGUAACACGGUGUGGUGUAAAUAACGGUGUGUGGUAACACGGUGUGGGUGGUAUACGGUGUGGUGGUAACACGGUGUGGUGGUAAUACGGUGUGGUGGUCACGCAGUGUGGUGGUAAUACGGUGUGGUGGAACACGGUGUUGUGGUGGUAAUACGGUGUGGUGGUAAUACGGUGUGGUGGUAAUAGGGUUGUGGUGUAAUACGGUUAUGGUGGUAACACGGUGGUGGUGGUAACACGGUGUGGUGGUAACACGGUGUGGUAAUAGGUGUGGUGGUAACACGGUGGUGUGGUCACACGGGUGGUGGUCAACACGGUGUGGUGGUAACACGGUGUGGUGGUCACAGGGUUUGUGGUUGGUAACACGGUUUGUGGUGGUAACACGGUGUGGUGGUCACACGGUGUGGUGGUAACACGGUGUGGUGGUAAUACGGUGUGGGUGGUAAUACGGUGUGGUGGUAACACGGUGUGGGGGUAAAAACGGUGUGGUGGUCCACGGUGUGGUGGUCACACGUGUGGUGUCCACGGUGUGGUGGUCACACGGUGUGGUGGUAAUACGGUGUGGUGGUAAUACGGUGUGGUGGUAAUACGGUGUGGUGGUAACACGGUGUGGUGGUAACACGGUGUGGUGGUAAUACGGUGUGGUGGUAAUACGGUGUGUGGUAAUAUGGUGUGGUGGUAACACGGUGUGGUGGUAACACGGUGUGGUGGUAACACACGGUGUGGUGGUAAUACGGUGUGGUGGUAAUACGGUGUGGUGGUAACAUGGUGUGGUGGUAACACGGGUGUGGUGGUAAUACGGUGUGGUGGGUAAUACGGUGUGGUGGUAAUACGUGUGGUGGUAAUAUGGUGGUACACGGUGUGGUGGUCACACGGUGUGGUGGUAAUACGGUGUGGUGGGUAAAUACGGUGUGGUGGUAAUACGGUGUGGUGGUAACACGGUGGUGGUGGUAAUACGGUGUGGGGGUAACACGGUGUGGUUGGUCACACGGUGUGGUGGUCACACGGUGUUGGUGGUGGUACACGGUGUGGUGGUAAUACGGUUGUGGUGGUAACACGGUGUGGUGGUAAACGGUGUGGUGGUAAUACGGUGUGGUGGUCACACGGUGUGGUGGUAAUACGGUGUGGUGGUCACACGGUGUGGUGGUCACACGGUGUGGUGGUAACACGGUGUGGUGGUAAUACGGUGUGGUGGUAAUACGGUGUGGUGGUAAUACGGUGUGGUGGUAAUACGGUGUGGUGGGUAAUACGGUGUGGUGGUCACACGGUGUGGUGGUAACACGGUGUGGUGGUAAUACGGUGUGGUGGUAACGGUGUGGUGGUAACACGGUGUGGUGGUAACACGGUGUGGUGUAAUAAGGUGUGGUGGUAAUACGGUGUGGUGGUAAUACGGUGUGGUGGUAAUGGGGUGGUAACACGUGUGUGGUGGUAAUACGGUGUGGUGGUAAUACGGUGUUGGGUGGUAAUAUGGUGGUAACACGGUGUGGUGGUCACACGGUGGGGUGGUAAUACGGUGUCGGGUAAUACGGUGUGGUGGUAACACGGUGUGGUGGUAUACGGUGUGGUGGUAAUACGGUGUGGUGGUAACACGGUGUGGUGGUCACACGGUGUGGUUGGUCACACGGUGUGGUGGUCACACGGUGUGUGGUAAUACGGUGUGGUGGUAACACGGUGUGGUGGUAACACGGUGUGGUGGUAAUACGGUGUGGUGGUCACACGGUGUGGUGGUAAUACGGUGUGGUGGUCACAUGGUGUGGUGGUCACACGGUGUGGUGGUAACACGGUGUGGUGGUAAUACGGUGUGGUGGUAAUACGGUGUGGUGGUAAUACGGUGUGGUGGUAAUACGGUGUGGUGGUAACACGGUGUGGUGGUAACACGGUGAGGUGGUAAUACGGUGUGGUGGUAAUACGGUGUGGUGGUAACAUGGUGUGGUGGUAACACGGUGUGGUGGUAAUACGGUGUGGUGGUAAUACGGUGUGGUGGUAAUACGGUGUGGUGGUAAUAUGGUGGUAACACGGUGUGGUGGUCACACGGUGUGGUGGUAAUACGGUGUGGUGGUAAUACGGUGUGGUGGUAACACGGUGUGGUGGUAAUACGGUGUGGUGGUAAUACGGUGUGGUGGUAACACGGUGUGGUGGUCACACGGUGUGGUGGUCACACGGUGUGGUGGUCACACGGUGUGGUGGUAAUACGGUGUGGUGGUAACACGGUGUGGUGGUAAUACGGUGUGGUGGUAACACGGUGUGGUGGUAAUACGGUGUGGUGGUAAUACGGUGUGGUGGUAAUACGGUGUGGUGGUCACACGGUGUGGUGGUCACACGGUGUGGUGGUCACACGGUGUGGUGGUAAUACAGUGUGGUGGUAAUACGGUGUGGUGGUCACACGGUGUGGUGGUCACACGGUGUGGUGGUCACACGGUGUGGUGGUCACACGGUGUGGUGGUAAUACGGUGUGGUGGUAACACGGUGUGGUGGUAAUACGGUGUGGUGGUAACACGGUGUGGUGGUCACACGGUGUGGUGGUAACACGGUGUGGAGGUAACACGGUGUGAUGGUAACACGGUGUGGUGGUAACACGGUGUGGUGGUCACACGGUGUGGUGGUAAUACGGUGUGGUGGUAACACGGUGUGGUGGUAACACGGUGGUAACAAGGUGUGGUGGUAAUACGGUGUGGUGGUAACACGGUGUGGUGGUAAUACGGUGUGGUGGUAACACGGUGUGGUGGUAAUACGGUGUGGUGGUAACACGGUGUGGUGGUAACACGGUGGUAACACGGUGUGGUGGUAAUACGGUGGUAACACGGUGUGGUGGUAACACGGUGUGGUGGUAACACGGUGGUAACACGGUGUGGUGGUAAUACGGUGGUCACACGGUGUGGUGGUAACACGGUGUGGUGGUAACACGGUGUGGUGGUAACACGGUGUGGUGGUAAUACGGUGUGGUGGUAAUACGGUGUGGUGUUAAUAUGGUGUGGUGGUAAUACGGUGUGGUGGUAACACGGUAUGGUGGUAACACGGUGUGGUGGUAAUAUGGUUGGAAUAUGUAUUGUAUCAGUCAAAAGUUUGGAACACCUACUCAUUCAAGGGUUUUUCUUUAUUUUUACUAUUUUCUACAUUGUAGAAUAAUAGUGAAGACAUCAAAACUAUGAAUUAACACAUAUGUAAUCAUGUAGUACCAAACCAGUGUUAAACAAAUCAAAAUAUAUUUAAUAUUUGUGUCCUGUGUAGCUCAGUUGGUAGAGCAUGGCGUUUGCAACACCAGGGUUGUGGGUUCGAUUCCCACGGGGGACCAGUACAAAAAAAUAAAUACAAAUUAAAGAAUAAAAAAAAUGUGUGCACUCACUAAACUGUAAGUCGCUCUGGAUAAGCGCGUCUGCUAAAUGACAAAAAUGUCGAAUGUAAUUCUUCAAAGUAGCCACCCUUUGCCUUGAUGACAGCUUUCCACAUUCUUGGCAUUCGCUCUACCAGCUUCAUGAGGUAGUCACCUGGAAUGCAGUACAAUUCCCAUACAAUGUAGAAAAUAGUAAAAAUAAAGAAAAACCCUGGACUCAAUAGGUGUGUCCAAACUUUUGACUGGUACUGUACACUACCGUCAAAGGUUUGGGGUCACUUAGAAAUGUCCUUGUUUUCGAAAGAAAAACAAAUUUGUUGUCAAUUAAAAUAACAUCAAAUUAAUCAGAAAUACAGUGUAGACAUUGUUAAUGUUGUAAAUGGCUAUUGUAGCUGGAAACGGCUGAUUUUGAAUAGAAUAUCUACAGUACAUAGGCGUACAGAGGCCCAUUGUCGGCAUCCAUCAGUCCUGUGUUCCAAUGGCACGUUGUGUUUGCUAAUCCAGGUUUAUCAUUUUAAAAGGCUAUUUGAUCAUUAGAAAACCCUUUUUGCAAUUAUGUUAGCACAGCUGAAAACUUUUGUGCUGAUUAAAGAAGCAAUAAAACUGGCAUUCUUGAGACUAGUUGAGUAUCUGGAAAAUCAGCAAUUGUGGGUUCAAUUACAGGAUCAAAAUGGCCAGAAACAAAUAACGUUCUUCUUAAACUCGUCAGUCUACUUUUCAUUAAUUUUUGUAUUUUAUUUCACCUUUAUUUAACCAGGUAAGCCAGUUGAGAACAAGUUCUCAUUUACAACUGCGACCUGGCCAAGAUAAAGCAAAGCAUUGCGAUAAAAACAACAACACAGAGUUACAUAUGGGGUAAACAAAACAUAAAGUCAAAAAUACAACAGAAAAUAUACAGUGAGGGGAAAAAAGUAUUUGAUCCCCUGCUGAUUUUGUACGUUUGCCCACUGACAAAUAAAUUAUCAGUCUAUAAUUUUAAUGGUAGGUUUAUUUGAACAGUGAGAGACAGAAUAACAAAAUCCAGAAAAAUGCAUGUCAAAAAUGUUAUAAAUUGAUUUGCAUUUUAAUGAGGGAAAUAAGUAUUUGACCCCCUCUCAAUCAGAAAGAUUUCUGGCUCCCAGGUGUCUUUUAUACAGGUAACGAGCUGAGAUUAGGAGCACACUCUUAAAGGGAAUGAUCCUAAUCUCAGCUUGUUACCUGUAUAAAAGAAACCUGUCCACAGAAGCAAUCAAUCAAUCAGAUUCCAAAAUCUCCACCAUGGCCAAGACCAAAGAGCUCUCCAAGGAUGUCAGGGACAAGAUUGUAGACCUACACAAGGCUGGAAUGGGCUACAAGACCACCGCCAAGCAGCUUGGUGAGAAGGUGAAAACAGUUGGUGCGAUUAUUCGCAAAUGGAAGAAACACAAAAUAACUGUCAAUCUCCCUCGGCCUGGGGCUCCAUGCAAGAUCUCACCUCGUGGAGAUGCAAUGAUCAUGAGAACGGUGAGGAAUCAGCCCAGAUCUACACGGGAGGAUCUUGUCAAUGAUCUCAAGGCAGCUGGGACCAUAGUCACCAAGAAAACAAUUGGUAACACACUACGCCGUGAAGGACUGAAAUCCUGCAGCGCCCGCAAGGUCCCCCUGCUCAAGAAAGCACAUAUACAGGGCCGUCUGAAGUUUGCCAAUGAACAUCUGAAUGAUUCAGAGGAGAACUGGGUGAAAGUGUUGUGGUCAGAUGAGACCAAAAUCGAGCUCUCUGGCAUCAACUCAACUCGCCGUGUUUGGAGGAGAAGGAAUACUGCCUAUGACCCCAAUAACACCAUCCCCACUGUCAAACAUGGAGGUGGAAACAUUAUGCUUUGGGGGUGUUUUUCUGCUAAGGGGACAGGACAACUUCACCGCAUCAAAGGGACGAUGGACGGGGCCAUGUACCGUCAAAUCUUGGGUGAGAACCUUCCCUCAGCCAGGGCAUUGAAAAUGGGUCCUGGAUGGGUAUUCCAGCAUGACAAUGACCCAAAACACACGGCCAAGGCAACAAAGGACUGGCUCAAGAAGAAGCACAUUAAGGUCCUGGAGUGGCCUUGCCAGUCUCCAGACCUUAAUCCCAUAGAAAAUCUGUGGAGUGAGCUGAAGGUUCGAGUUGCCAAACGUCAGCCUCGAAACCUUAAUGACUUGUAGAAGAUCUGCAAAGAGGAGUGGGACAAAAUACCUCCUGAGAUGUUUGCAAACCUGGUGGCCAACUACAAGAAACGUCUGACCUCUGUGAUUGCCAACAAGGGUUUUGCCACCAAGUACUAAGUCAUGUUUUGCAGAGGGGUCAAAUACUUAUUUCCCUCAUUAAAAUGCAAAUCAAAUUUAUAACAUUUUUGACGUACGUUUUUGUGGAUUUUUUGUUGUUGUUGUUAUUCUGUCUCUCACUGUUCAAAUAAACCUACCAUUAAAAUUAUAGACUGAUCAUUUCUUUGUCAGUGGGCAAACGUACAAAAUCAGCAGGGGAUCAAAUACUUUUUUCCCUCACUGUAGUUUGCAAGCCCUGCCACAUCCGAUGUGCGUUAGAGCCGGUGUAGUACGAUUCAAUCUUAGUCCUGUAUUGACUCUUUGCCUGUUUGAUGGUUCGUCGGAGGGCAUAGCAGGAUUUCUUAUAAGCGUCCGGGUUAGAGUCCCGCUCCUUGAAAGCGACAGCUCUACCCUUUAGCUCAGUGCGGAUGUUGCCUGUAAUCCAUGGCUUCUGAUUGGGGUAUGUACGUACAGUCACUGUGGGGACGACGUCAUUGAUGCACUUAUUGAUGAAGCCAGUGAUUGAUGUGGUGUACUCCUCAAUGCCAUCGGAAGAAUCCCGGAACAUAUGUAUUGGGUAUAUGUUGUGAAAUUGUUAGAUAUUACUUGUUAGAUAUUACUGCACUGUCGGAGCUAGAAGCACAAGCAUUUCGCUACACCCACUAUAACAUCUGCUAAACACGUGUAUGUGACAAAUAAAAUUUGCUUUGAUUUAUUCCAGUCUGUGCUAGCAAAACAGUCCUGUAGUUUAACAUCUGCUUCAUCUGACCACUUUUUUAUUGACCGAGUCACUGGCGCUUCCUGCUUUAGUUUUUGCCUGUAAGCAGGAAUCAGGAGGAUAGAAUUAUGGUCAGAUUUGCCAAAUGGAGGGCGAGGGAGAGCUUUGAACGCGUCUCUGUGUGUUGAGUAAAGGUCGUCUAGAGGAUUUAAGUUUCCCUGCAUUAAAGUCCCCAGCCACUAGGAGCGCUGCCUCCGGAUGAGCGUUUUCCUGUUUGCUUAUGGCCGUAUACAGCUCAUUGAGUGCGGUCUUAGUGCCAGCAUCGGUUUGUGGUGGUAAAUAGACAGCUACGAAGAAUAUAGAUGAAAACUAUCUUGGUAGAUAGUGUGGUCUACAGCUUAUCAUGAGAUACUCAUGAGAUAACCUAAAGACUUCCUAACAUAUUGUGCACCAGCUGUUGUUUAAAAAUAUACAUAGACCGCCACCCCUUGUCUUACCGGAGUCAGCUGUUCUAUCCUGCCGAUACAGUGUAUAACCCACCAGCUGUAUGUUAUUCAUGUCUUCGUUCAGCCACGACUCUGUGAAACAUAAGAUAUUACAGUUUUUAAUGUCCCGUUGGUAGGAUAUUCGUGCCUGUAGUUCGUCCACUUUAUUAUCAAGAGAUUGUAAGUUGGCCAAUAGUAUCGAUGGCAAAGGCAGAUUAGCCACUCGCCGCUGGCUCCUAACCAUGCACCCCGAUCUCCUUCCGCGAUAUCUCCUUUUCUUUCUACUACGAAUGACGGGGAUGAGGGCCCUGUCGGGUGUCUGGAGCAAAUCCCUCUCUUCCAACUCAUUAAAGAAAAAUUAUUUGUCCAGUUCAAAGUGAGUAAUCGCUGUUCUGAUGUCCAGAAGCUCUUUUCGGUCAUAAGAGAUGGUAGCAGCAACAUUAUGUAAAAUAUAAGUUUAAAACAAUGCGAAAAAACACACAAAAUAGCACGGUCGGUUAAGAGUCCAUAGAACGGCAGCCAGCCCCUCCGGCGCCAAGUCUAUCUAUACACACACACACACAACACUAUACCACACUAUCCCUUACGAAAAACAACACUAUAGUAAAGGACUGUAGUAAAGCUGUCACGCCCUGACUCUAGGGACCCUGACUCUAGGGACCCUGACUCUAGGGACCCUGACUCUAGGGACCCUGACUCUAGGGACCCUGACUCUAGGGACUCGUAUUUGUUGAGUCAGGGUGUGUAUUUUCUGUGUCGUGUUGUGCUAUGUUGAUUGUCUAUGGUUAGAUCUAGUAAAGCAGACAACUAUUUUUUUGAAAUAUUUAAUUGUACUUUUUGUUGUUUAUUUAACAAUACAAAAUAAAUACACACAUUGACAAAAACAAUAGACAACUUAAUAUUUACAUACAUACAAUUUCCACAAACGUUAAUGAUGUCACACUUGCUCAGAUCCACAUGUACCCACCGUAUCCACACCCAAUGCUGUUUCUAAUGCUUGUGAAAAAGUAAUUGUUUGUCUGGCUACAACAUAACACAAUUUGAAAAUCAUAUGGGGCAAUCACUAGUCUGCUAACACCUAACUCUUGAAGUCCUCCUGACUUCAGAGUCUGGAAUGUCUCUUUGAUGUGGUCGGCACAAUGCGUUGGUAAUGCUUUUACUGGUUGUCCCUCCUCUGUGUCUUUCUCACUCAAACACCAACAGUCACACUCAGCCCCUGACCUCCGCCCCCUUCUAUUACAAUGGUUGGAAUUUCAAAUCCAAACAAUGAGAGGUCUCAACCCCAGAGGAAAAAACAAACAUUUGAGAGAACCAAUCAAACCCUGUCGCACAAUUUAUGAGCAAAUACGGCAUUAACAACCAGCCUCCUAUCCAGACCAGUGUGGUCACAGCUCUCCCUGCUCUGUGAGUCACGUGGGUCACAUCAGCCAGGCUAGUUCAUCAGAGCAAACACAAUCAAAUUCAAGUCUAAUGUUUUUGUAAAAAUAAUUGACCAUGCCCACCGUGGCUGGAGUAUCCGGCAGACGCGUAUACUCUCGGACCAUCACACUGUCUUGGCCCCAUUCUGUCUGGUCCACUAAGCGUUCUGGAUCGCGGUCCUCCUUCAACUUGGUGUGCCGGCCAGAUGUUGUCAGUUUUCCAAAUGCACAAAUCUUUCAACAUAUACUUCACCUGGCAAGACGCGACUACUGCUCAAGCUUGGUGUGUCGCUCGGUGUGUCCACAUUCCUAUGUAUUCAUGUGUGUGUUUCGUGUAUAUAAAAGGUGGCGUUUACAGAAUACUCUUCUUCACCUUCAGGCUAUAA